Molecule: messenger RNA, 1947 nt
Organism: Alosa alosa (allis shad)
Lineage: Eukaryota; Metazoa; Chordata; Actinopteri; Clupeiformes; Clupeidae
Product: stonustoxin subunit beta-like
Molecular function (GO): protein binding
Source: RefSeq, a predicted model, not a curated record
AUGACGCAUCAAAAACAGACUACUGGUAGCUGUGCGUGCGCUGAUUCAGGGGGCUGGACCUCCUGCUAUUUAAGCCGCGUCCAAUCCAUCCUGUCGGCCUCUCCCAUCCCCUCGCCGCACUUCCUCUUGGCUGGAAGCAUUAGCCGAGACCGUCCAGAUAAUGAUUUGGAGAUUAGUGCCCUCAGCAGACCCCUGCAUCUGGGCUCACUCUACAACGCCCUCAAGGACCAACUCAUACUAGGAGACAAGCUCUGGAAUAAUGAGGACAUCAAAAGCAAAACAAUCAUCAAUCCACAGCCUGAGACAAGAUUCCAGGUGUCAGCGUCGGAGUCCCUCCGUGAGAAGACCAGUCUGCUGGUAGUGAGUGCCUCAGUGAAGGCCAGCUUCUAUGGUGGGCUGGUGGAGUGCGGAGCAUCUGGCAAGUAUCUGAACAAGGAGACGUCCUCUGCUCGCCAGUGCAGCGUCACACUAAAAUACCAUGUGACUACCGAGUUUAAAGAGCUUGUGAUAUCUGAACUAGAGACUCCAAAGUUGGAGGUUUUGGACAAGACAGAUGCCACACAUGUGGUGGUUGGAGUGCUCUAUGGGGCUCAUGCACUUAUGGAAUUUCAAGACACCGCCAGUGAUGCCUCAAGCAAGCAGGAAAUCCAGGGAAACCUGGAUGUGAUGAUCAAAAAAAUACCACUAAUUGACAUCAGUGGGGAUGGAAGCCUAAAGAUGGAUGAUGAAGACAUGGAGAAGGUGAAGACCAUGAGCUGUGAAAUCUAUGGUGACUUUCAUCUGGAAGAUCUUCCAUCUUCCUAUGAGGAGGCUGUGGAGGUGUAAAAGCUGCCCAGCCUGCUGGGGGAGAAAGGAGAGAAGGCCGUGCCUGUGAAGGUCUGGUUGUAUCCACUGAGCAAGCUUAUCAAUACUGAGUCCAAACUGAAGAAAAUUAUCUCAGAUGAACUGGUGUCAGCAGUAGAGAAGGCAAUGGAGGAUCUCCACCAGGCUGAGAUAAGAACCAACGACCUGCUGGAGAGGAGCAGACAGAUCAAGGCUGAAGAGAUCGUCCACAAACUGGAGCAGUUCCAAAGCUGCCUGAGGGUUUUCAUUGUUGAGUUCCUGCGGAAAAUGGGAGACCUGAUCCCAACCAUCAGAGGAGAUGUCAAAUAUGCCUUUGUUUUCAGCUUCACCUCGCUGAGUUAUGAGGAACCGUACCUGAAAACAAUCUCACAGGCAGCUGAGAACUUUAAGAGUGGUUCCACCUGCAGCACAGCUGUGCAGGAUCCCAUAGAGGAAGUUCCCUGGUACAAGAGAGCAGAUGUCUGGGGGAUCCUUGAUUCUGCACUCAUUGCAUACAACAACGCCCACAUUUCCUUCAAGAAGACAGUAAAGGGGAAAAACUUGCUUGUCUGGUUUGCCUGUGAGCUCACUCUGGACCCGAACACGGCAGGCAGACAUCUCCUGCUGUCUGAGGGGAACAGGAAGGCGACGUAUGUGAGUGAGAAGCAGCCGUAUCCUGAACACCCAGACAGAUUUGAUGACUGCUCCUGUCAGGUGCUGAGCACAGAGCCUCUGCCUGGACGCUGCUACUGGGAGUGUGAGUGGAGUGGGCGCUUUGGUGUUUAUGUGGGAGUGGCCUAUAAGAGCAUGAGCAGGAGGGAAUAUAUCAGAGGCUCUGGCAAGGCCUGGAGUCUGGCCUGUGGCCCUGACAGAUGCAGAGUCUGGCACAACACUAAUAAGACUGAUCUACCUGUCCCCCCAGCAGGCUCCAGGAGAGUAGGAGUGUAUCUGGACCGUGAGGUCGGCACUCUGUCCUUCUACAGGGCCUCCAACCACCAGACGAAGCGAGCCCCGACGCUGGCGUCACCACCCUCAGCCCGGCGCCGGCUCAAUCACUGGGGACACACACACUCAGCACCUUUGGACUGGAACCCCCGAAACUUGGUGACCCCCGAGCCCAGGUAA